AUGAAGAAGUGUCCGGCAUUUGGUAAAAGAUGCACCAGGUGUGGCCUAUCCAAUCAUUUCGCCAACCUCUGCCGACAGUCGUCACGGAAUCGCAACCCCACCAAUGCCCUGGAUGACUCUGCUGCCACCUUUGACAGUCUAUGCGGUGCAGAUUCCGCCACACCGGUGUCUAAUGCGCACUCUGUAUCCCUAGACCAUCAUGUAUACGAGUUUUGCAGGGCAUGGGAGAAGCGAGCAUCCGACCAUCAGCAUUUUGUGAACGUCACCAUCCAGGCAGUGCGUUCAGACGCCAAAUCUCUCGGCUUCCCGCCAUCUCUGAGAGGCAGCACCUCUCCCGUCAAGUACCAAGCUAUGGCAGACACUGGGUGGCAGUCGUGCCUGGCGGGCGUAGCACUCUUGACUAGGGUGAGCCUCACUCGCCGUCAUCUCCUCCCUGUCAACAUGAAGAUGACAGCUGCGAAUCGUGGGGCCAUUGACAUCAUCGGAGCCCUUCCCCUUCGUAUUUCUGGUACAUCUCCGUCCAACACCAAGCUGGUGACCCACCAGAUGGUGUACUUCACCACAUCCACUGGUCGAGUGUUCCUAAGCAAGCAAGCCUGUUUGGCUUUGGGAAUAAUCCCUCCUAGCUUUCCGAUCAUUGGCGCCACCAGUGCAGCAAUCAAUUCGAAGGACAAGCCGGCUUGCGGGUGCUCACGCCGCCAAUCCCCUCCGCCACCACCAACCUCCCUCCCGCUUCCUGCCACAGAAGAGAACAGAGAGGGCUUGGAGCAGUGGCUCCUAGAUCACUACAGGUCCAGUACCUUCAACGUGUGUGAACAUCAACCUCUACCGAUGAUGUCUGGCCCUCCGAUCCACCUCAUGGUGGACCCUGACGCCCGUCCCGUGGCCCACCACACCCCCAUCCCUGUCCCUGUCCAUUGGCAAGACGAGGUCAAAGCCGGCCUAGAUCAAGAUGUGCGACUGGGGGUCAUCGAGCCUGUCCCCGUCGGCACCCUAGUCACCUGGUGUCACAAGAUGGUGAUCUGUCCGAAGAAGUCGGGUAAACCAAGGCGCACGGUUGACCUCCAACCGCUUAACCGACAUGCAGCGCGGGAGACACACCACACUCAGUCUCCCUUCCACCAGGCCCGCAAAGUGCCACCCUACACGAGGAAAUCGGUUUUUGACGCGUGGAAUGGCUACCAUAGCAUCGCUCUUGCUGAAGAGGAUAGACAUUUGACGACGUUUAUCACCCCAUGGGUUCGUUAUCGCUAUCUCGUGGCCCCUCAAGGCUACAUGUCAUCCGGGGAUGGAUACAGCCGCCGCUUCGAUGAGAUCGUUGCCGACUUCCCACACAAAACCAAAUGCAUUGACGACACCCUUAUGUGGUCAAACUCUAUUGAGGAAGCCUUUUUUCAGGCCGUCAAGUGGCUUGACCUAUGUGGCACCAAUGGCAUCAUACUCAACCCAUCCAAGUUUCAAUUCGCCAAAACUACGGUUGAGUUUGCAGGUUUCGAAAUAACUCCCUCCACCGUACGCCCAUGUGCCCGCUACCUGGAGGCCAUUCGACAGUUCCCCACACCUCGGAACAUCACCGACGUCAGGAGCUGGUUCGGUCUCAUCAAUCAGGUAUCCUAUGCCUUCGCUUCCGCUGAACGCAUGCUCCCAUUCCGGGAAGCCCUGAAGCCGGGAAAGCGCCUCGAAUGGACAGAGGAGCUCGACCGUCUGUUUGAAUGGUCAAAGGAGGCCAUCAUCAACGAAAUCCACCAAAAGCCAUUUUGCUGCAAAACUGGCUGGAAGAUCACCCUGGUCGGUAGUCGAUUAACAUCAGGAGCCGAGUCCCGCUAUGCGCCCAUAGAAGGUGAGCCCCUGGCUGUGGUUGAUGCACUAGACAAAGCACGCCAUUUCACCUUGGGUUGUUCCGACCUGAUCGUGGCGGUGGACCACAAACCUCUUUUGGAGACGUUUGGGGACCGGUGUCUCGACGAUAUCCCCAAUCCCCGCCUCAGGAACCUCAAGGAGAAGUCCCUUAGAUAUCGCUUCCGCAUCGUCCACAUCCCCGAUCUACGCCAUGCUGCAGCAGAUGCCGUCUCCCACAGACCAGUGGGCAGCCCUAACACUCUCAGGCUCCCUGAUGAUGCUGCUCCCAUUCUGCUCCCUGAUGACCCUCCCUUGACACCUGAACUGCCACACGACUUUCUUUCAGCCAUCCGCACCCAGGAACUGGAUGACACCAACCAGGUAUGCUCCAAACCUGACCUCUCUCCAACUAAGGUGAUCAAGUCAUUGACUUGGGACGAGAUUCGACUUGCAAUAUCCAGCGACUCUACAAGUCCCCUGAUCUUCGCCCAUACCAUCAAUUCCGGUGUGUCCCAAAUGUGCUCUCGAGCUGAGGCCUCGUUUUUCUGGCCUGGCAUGACCCCGGCCAUCACUGACGUGCGAGCCCGCUGUCAGUCAUGCAACCGCAUGGCACCUUCCCAGCCGAGUGCACCUCCCACCCCUCCAAUAGCACCGGCAUACCCGUUCCAAUGUAUUGCGGCGGAUUAUUUUCAUCAUCGAGGCCACAGCUACCUAGUUGCUGUCGACUGGUACAGUAACUGGCCUAUCGUUGAAGAAGCCUCCCAUGGAUCUGCCGGCCUCGUUGCCGCGUUGCGUCGCAUCUUCGUCACGUAUGGCAUCAGUGAUGAACUGACAUCGGACGGAGGCCUAGAGUUCACGUCCCUGGCAACCUCCACCUUCCUUGGCAACUGGGGUGUCCACCACAGGGUCUCCUCAGUCGCCAUUCCCCACUCUAAUUGUCGCGCUGAAGUUAGAGUAAAGACAGUGAAACGGUUGAUCAUUGACAACACGGGUGCACAAGGAUCUUUAAACACUGACAAGUUCCAGCGCGCAAUGCUGUAA
Aplysia californica (California sea hare) is the source of this 2880-nucleotide messenger RNA. Its product is annotated as transposon Ty3-G Gag-Pol polyprotein. Gene Ontology annotation, molecular function: nucleic acid binding. The transcript has 3 exons. NCBI's taxonomy places the organism in Eukaryota, Metazoa, Mollusca, Gastropoda, Aplysiida, Aplysiidae. The coding region runs from base 1 to 2880 and encodes 959 amino acids. The record is from RefSeq and is a predicted model, not a curated record. Gene Ontology annotation, biological process: DNA integration.